Messenger RNA from Cokeromyces recurvatus, 1188 nucleotides. RefSeq names its product putative methyltransferase-domain-containing protein. Lineage: Eukaryota; Fungi; Mucoromycota; Mucoromycetes; Mucorales; Mucoraceae. Gene Ontology annotation, biological process: peptidyl-lysine dimethylation. Bases 9 to 896 code for a protein of 295 amino acids. The record is from RefSeq and is a predicted model, not a curated record. The transcript has 4 exons. Gene Ontology annotation, molecular function: protein-lysine N-methyltransferase activity.
GUAGUAUCAUGUUCGGUAAAGUCGGUUACCAUCAACUGUUGACUUGCAUUCAUUUAUUACUUUAUACAGAUAUAAAUAUGUCACAUUCCUCUGAUGAAGAAGAUGGUUUUGCUGGUGAUUUGUUUGGUGUAGAAGAUGAACAAGAUGUACCUCAAAUUGAGCCUACAUUUGAAGUAUACAAAAGAGAAACUACAUCACAAGAUAGUACACCUAAAGAAUUGACCAUCAAGCUUGUUGGAUCUCAUCCACUUUGGGCACAUCAUUUAUGGAAUGCUUCUAAAGUAUUUGCUUCCUUAUUUGAUACUAAUCCACAACUUGUAAAAGGAAAAUAUGUGUUGGAGUUGGGUGCUGGAGGGGCUUUACCUAGCUUAGUAGCAGCUCUUAAUGGAGCCUCUAAAGUCGUUGUGACAGACUAUCCUGAUAAAGAACUCAUUGAUAAUAUCCAAUAUAAUGUAGAUCAUAACAUUCCUCAACUUCACUCAGUAGUGGUAGAAGGUUAUGUUUGGGGUACAGCAACUGAUAAAUUAAAAAGUCAUUUACCUACAUCACAAAAGACAUUUGAUGUCUUGAUCUUGAGCGAUUUAGUGUUUAAUCAUUCACAACAUCACGCUAUGCUCAAGACAUGUCGAGAAUUAUUAACACCAAAUACAGGUCGUGUCUAUGUAUUUUAUACACACCAUCGCCCUCAUUUAGCUCAUCGAGAUUUAGAGUUCUUUGAAAUUGCAAAAAGACCUGUACGUGAUGAUGUAGAUCCAGAAGAUAGAGAAUUAUUAGGUUAUGGUUUUAAAGUAGAUCAUUUUAUGACACAAAGAAUGGGAGUUAUGUUUAAAGAAGAUCCAGGAGACGAGGAAGUACGGGCGACUGUACAUGGUUGGCAAUUAUGGUUAGAAGAAUAAUGUUAUAUAAUAAAUAGAUAGAAUAAUCAUUUCCUCUCCCUCCCUCUCUCUCUCUCUUUUCCUUUUCCCUACUCCCCCUCCCCGCUUUUUUUUUAUUUUUUUAUGUUUUAUAUGUUUACAAUGAUAUCCCUUAUAUAGUAACAGUUCCUGGAUUUUUAAGCAUUAUCAAUCUUCUCGUUGUAUUUUUCUUUUCCCUUUAAACUAAUUUCCAAAAUUAGUUACCUGUGUGACGCCCUUAUGCUUAACUCUAUUUGGAAAAAAUCAUGCUUUUUUUUUUUAUAUACAAAUAUAU